Molecule: messenger RNA, 2043 nt
Organism: Paramecium tetraurelia
Lineage: Eukaryota; Ciliophora; Oligohymenophorea; Peniculida; Parameciidae
Exons: 5
Biological process (GO): maturation of LSU-rRNA from tricistronic rRNA transcript (SSU-rRNA, 5.8S rRNA, LSU-rRNA)
Cellular component (GO): nucleolus
Molecular function (GO): RNA helicase activity; nucleic acid binding; ATP binding
Source: RefSeq, a predicted model, not a curated record
AUGGAUGAUAUAUAAGUGAAAGUUUUUAUCCCAGAAAAAUCUAAAGCAGUAACCCCAAAAAGAGAUCGCAAAUUAGAACAUCAACAAAGGAAACUCAAACAAGAACAGAAGAAAUAAAAAUAUUUUGACAAAAUCCAUUCAAACAGACAAACUGAAUAAUAGCCACAACAUUAAAUCGAAAACAACGAAGUCCAAUAAAUCAACUAAACAAAUGACCACAAACAAUCACAAAGAAAACCAAGAGUGCCCAUGAAAUAAUUGGUUAUCCAUUAGAAACCACAAAGUGUUACUUUACCAUCAAUUAAUGUUGAACAAGAGGGCGAAGUCUUUACUGAAUAAUAUUUUGAAGAUCUCCAAAUUCACCCCAAUGUCAAAUUGGGAUUGAAAUCAAGUGAAUACAUCAAAAUGACCAAAAUCCAAUAACUAGCCAUUCCUAUCGUAGACACAAAAGCCAACACAUUCAUCAAAUCUGAAACAGGGUCAGGUAAGACACUUGCUUAUAUGGUACCACUCAUCUCUCAUUUGAUGAGUGCUGAAGUUAGAAUUACUAGAGAGUAAGGAACUUACAUUUUGAUUGUUUGUCCAACUAGAGAACUCUCUUUGUAAUGUGUGGAUGCUGCACUCAAGGUAGGAAAAAAAUGUCCUAACAUAGUUGUGGGGGCAUUGGUUGGUGGAGAAAAUGCAAAUCAUGAAAAAGCUAGACUUAGAAAGGGAGUCACCAUAGUGGUUGGGACUCCUGGUAGAAUAUUAUAUCAUAUUCAAAACACUCAAAGUUUCAAAUACUUAAACAUUCACACUUUGGUCUUUGAAGAGUGCGAUAGAAUUUUAGAUAUGGGAUUUUAAAAGGACAUUGAAUAAUUGAUUGAAUUAUUCAGUGACAAAAUUGAUAUUCCAUCUUGUCAGAAAAUUAUGGUUUCAGCACAUGUCAAUCAAAAUAUCUGUCAAAUCAAAGGAUUAGAAAUUACACCCAAGAAUUAUAAAUUUGUUGGAUUCUCCAAAGAAUUCAUUAAAGGAACCAAAAACAAGGAUAUUCAAAUAAAUGAUGAGAAUUAAUAAUGUGAUUGGCUUGGAGAAGGUGAUCCAACAUGGUAAAUCCCAUCCACUCUCAAGUAAUAUUAUACUCUCAUUUAAGAACAUCAAAAAUUGGCAUUUCUUUUUGCCUACAUUCGUACUUAAAUUGGUAAGAAAACCAUAAUCUUUGUAUCCACCUGCGAUGAAGUUGAAUUUUAUUCCUUUCUUUUCUAAUAGGUUUAGUUUAAUAAUCCAUUCAAAAAAGAUUAACAAUAACAUAAAUAAGCAUUCAUAACACAAGAGGUCUAUAAAUUACAUGGGAACAUUGAAUAAUAACAGAGAUCUAAGACUUACUUCAAUUUCAAGAAAAGCAAAUAUUAAGAAGGAUGUGUUCUAAUUUCAACUUCAGUGGCUUCAAGAGGUCUUGAUUUCCCUGAUGUGACAAAUAUCUUAGUUUUUGAUCCUCCAGAUUCAUAUGAUGAUUAUGUCAAUAAAGUAGGAAGAACGGCAAGAAUUAAUAAAAAUGGUAUCAGUCUUAUGGUGCUCUUUGAAAAUCUUGAAUCACAACAAUUCAUAGAGGAAACCCAAUCUCAUUUAGCUGCACCUCUGAAUCUUAUUGAAUCAGCAGAAUACUUUAAAGCCUUCCAAUAUUAUCUAUUUGAAACAAAAAAGAUUCACGAUAAGAUGCCUGACAAAUUCCUGGCCUUAAUGAUCAAACAAAAAAUCAAAUAGGAUAAGGAUUAUUAAUUGCAAUCAAGAAGAGCUUAUGUAAGUUUCCUAAGAGCAUACGGUAGAUUGAAGAGCUUUAAGAUCAAGACUUUGAAUUUGCAUAACUUAUCCAAGUCCUUUGCUCUGGAAAAAGCAUUCUCUGAAGACACAAAGGAUGAAAGAUAUCAGAAAGACUUGAAGUUUAUCAACAGAGAGAAGUUCAGACAAAGAGAGGAUUAAGCCAAUGAAACCAGAUGGGAUAGAGAGAGAAAAAAGAGAAGAGUCAUGUCCUAGGCAGAAUUAAGUAAAAUGGAAUUCAUGUGA